CAAAAAGAUCAAGGCACAGAUUAAUUUUCCUUCGACGGAAACCGACAUACAGGAACAGAUGGCACAGUUUUUGCAGAUAGCGGAACGAGAAAUGAGUCAAUUGAAACGAGACAUGGAAGAACUCGAAACGUUAAGACGAUCGCUCGCCGAAUUUUUCUGCGAAGACAGCAACGCUUUCAAGAUCGAGGAAUGCCUCAAGAUAUUCCAUCAAUUUUGCCAAAAGUUUAAUCAGGCUGUCGCAGAAAACGAGAGACGUAGAAUUCAAGAGGAACAGAUAUUGGCAAGGCGCAAACAACGAGAAGAACAACUUUUGGCUAAAAAACGACUACUGACCAAUAACCAACAACAAAUCGAGGCGCCGACCUCUGAAUCUGAAUGCAAUUUAAUCGGUUACGAUCCUUUCGAUCUUGCUAGCGGUUUACCUCAAAGAAAUUACGGUCGUCCCGACGUUAAGAUCAAAAGACUGCAAAACGGGGCUGUCACUUCCGACGAAGAUGUCUCGAUAACCGGAUCGCCUAAUAUUCGACGACGUUUAGGUUCUUGUUCCGGCGGAAUCGUCGACCAGCAAUCUACCAAAGAAGAAACUUACUCGCCAGAUGUUACUCCGAACGGUACCCUUCGUCGUCGAAGAAGUCGAAUACCCUGCGAGGAUGACGACGGUAAUUUAAUGGACUUUUUAAGGACGUCGGGUCAAGACGGCACUCGUGAAAGAAAAUCGUGGGGUAGCUUAGAUCGGUCGUGGGCAAGAAGAGCACGCGGCCAGUCUCGCAGAAGCGAUCUAUUAAACGCAGAUUUCUCGAUCGAUCGCGAAAGGCCGAGUUCUCCGUCACCUUUGCUCGAGAGCAAACCUUUCUUGCAAGAGGAAGAAACGAAACCUGCAGGGAAAGCAUGGCGGCAGAAGAUCGAGGCAUGGUUAUCGGAGAACGAGAAGGAAGACCGUGCAGGCGAAGAGCUGCAGAAAAAAGCAAGACAGUUGCACCAUGCGAAUCGACGCUCCUACGAGGACUCAGAGAGCGAAGGCAAGACGAAUAUUCAAAUCGAAGCUGGUUCCACCCACGAUACGUACUCGGAAGUUUACGAUUGGCGGCCGUCCGUUGAGAAGACAGAUGUGAUGCGCACGAUGGAAGCUAUCGAAGAAGCCGAGACGCAUCCGUCGCAAAAGGAUAAAUCUCCUUGGCGAAAGUCGAGCCUGAACGUACCAAAUAGUAUGGAAGAGACUGACCCGCGUUAUUCCCGCAGGCUAAGAUCACGACUGAGCGCAGAAAACGUAUUAACAUCCAGCACUUUGCAGUCGAUCAAAGAGGAAGAGAGAAAGAAGAAUAAGACUACCGACGUCGUGAAUUCAAACCCUCAAGAUGAGUUAACGAUUUAUCUAAGGCAACCUUACGGCGAUUCUCAAACCGCUGGAUCGCGGAGAUUUUCGAAACUGAAGAAAGGCGCUGACGAAGAGAAGAUCACCGACAAGAUCGAGAUCGAUUCUGAUAAUAUAGAAACACCUCCAGCAACUAGAAAGUUAUUCAGCCCGCCUAAAGAAGUGAAGCCGGUUGAGAAAGAACCGUGUAAAAGAGAACGUUGCAGCAGCUCUUUUCAAAGCAGAGACUUUAAGAAUCCAAUGUCGAAAAAUGUAAAUAACACAGACUUCGGAAUAGGCAAUUUUGAUCGUUACUCGGCGGCAAGGAGAACACGAAGAUACAAAAAAAAUCAAGACUCGGCAGAGAAAGACUCGAAACAAGAGUCGAUGGUCGAUGUCGAGUCGUUGGAAGCGAAACCAGCUGACCGUCCGCACUCUUUGCCACUGUCGGAGGAAGAAGGACACGGCGAAGAUUCCGUGCCAUCCGUUUGGCAAGAGAAAUCGAAACGGCAGGCGGAAUCCUCGAGUUUGUUCGAUAUCGACACCGCAUUGGCAGAGAUCGCUCGUUCCGGCGAAGAUCUUCAACGAUUGUCGCGACCAUUGGUGCACCGAACCUCGAGGCUACCGGUCAGUCAACCGUCAGCCGUCGUCGCCGUAACCAACACCGUUCUAAGUCCCGUGAUGCAAGAGUCUCGACCUCGAGAAUCCUCGUUGACCGUUCUCGCGGAAAGAGCUGUAACUAGCCGCGAACGACAGAGGACCAUGAUCGAUCCUAGUCAGGUAAAAGAGGCGAUCAGACUGACCAACAAUCCGCCGAGUCAGGUGAACGAAUGUCAGAACGUCUCAACGUGCCGAUCUCGAAAGCAAUCUCGAUCUUUUGGGAAAAACGAAUCCACGAACGAUGAAACAGAUCUAGCCAUCGCCGAUUCGAAUCGUUGCCAAGAAAACGCAGAUCCUGACGUCGAGAUUUACCACGACAAACGAGCCGAAUCGACGCUGCGAAACCAAAGCAAGAUACAAUCCGUACGAUCCAACACGGACGGUUCGGUCUUUCAUCCUAGAUUCGUGCCGCCUGAUAUAAAUGUCACCACCUCUACCUCCUCCUCUUUUUCUUUGUUGCCUGCUUCCGGAAAAGCUCGAGAUCAAGAGAUGAACGACGAAGGUUUCGAGGAAACGCAGAGUUUAGUUUCCGAAACCCUCAGUCAAGAAACGUCGUCCGGAAAUUACGAGACGGAUACCCACGAUUCCACGCGAUGCUCUCCAGCCGAAUUACGCUAUUCUGGAACCGAUAAUCAUCCCCCUGUUCACACCACCAUCGACCACAUCCAGGUAACCGAACACGAUCCGAGCAAAUCGAUCGGAGAUGCGACGUUGAAAACAAUGUCGUCGCCGUCACCACCGAUCUCGAAAGGGUUCGAGAAACGAACGGGCUCGAUGAAACACAGCAGCGAGAAGUCUAGCUUCCUUCCGAAACGGACAAACGCCUUAAAGCGGGACGUUUCAGUGAGAAAAGCGGCGGAAUCGAUGCAACGAAAUUCAAAUCUGACGUUCCAAUCGAACAACAGUCAGACGAGGAACGAGGUAGAACGUUCGGGAUCGAGAAGCAGUCUUCGUAGUUCGCGAAGUUCCUUGAAUAGCGCCACGUCGGUAAACACCGUACGAAAUUUAGUUCCGAAUCACGCACCUCUUCGUACUUACACGUCAGCGAUUUGCGCGUUAACCAACGAUUUGCGAAAAAGUCCGUCACAUAGUCCGUUACCGCCGAAAAGCAACGAAAAACGUCGAACGAAUCCACGCGCGACAGUCACUAGAAUACCAGCUAGCAGAAGCAGUAGCAGCGGAAGCAGCGUGGGUCCAACUGCGAGAACCGCUCGCAAGUCUCUCGGGUCGACCACCGAUGUGCAAAAAGCAAACAAAGGACGAGCGCUCUUCUCGCGUAGUAGCAGCAGCGGAAGCGGCAGUAGCAUGCGUCCACAGUCUUUGCCAUUAAAUCGUGUAAACGUCGAAAAGGUGCCAUCGUCCGUCGCUAAAAGUAAGUUGAUUCACCCAAGAAGCGGAACCAGAAAUCACAGUUUCAUGAGACCGACAGCCGCAAGUGUGAACAAAGGUUCCAUUCCGAAUCUACCCAGGAGCAUCAAAGGUUUGGUCAAGUAAUAAUUCUGUAGAAAAGAAAAAAGA
Bombus impatiens (common eastern bumble bee) is the source of this 3529-nucleotide messenger RNA. RefSeq lists its product as uncharacterized. The record is from RefSeq and is a predicted model, not a curated record. NCBI's taxonomy places the organism in Eukaryota, Metazoa, Arthropoda, Insecta, Hymenoptera, Apidae.